Messenger RNA from Microplitis demolitor, 883 nucleotides. RefSeq names its product toxin Tbo-IT2-like. The transcript is spliced from 3 exons. Lineage: Eukaryota; Metazoa; Arthropoda; Insecta; Hymenoptera; Braconidae. Gene Ontology annotation, cellular component: extracellular region. The record is from RefSeq and is a predicted model, not a curated record. Gene Ontology annotation, molecular function: ion channel inhibitor activity. The coding region runs from base 163 to 492 and encodes 109 amino acids.
GUAGCGACUCGUUAUCCCUGCAUUCGAUUAUUUGCCAAUAAUAUUUUUGAAAAAAAUUUUUUUUAUCUCCACCAAGUGUUUGACAGAUCGCUUGUAAUUUUUUUUCAUUACUAAAAAGUUAAAAAAAAAAAACCUAAUUUUUUUUUUUUAAAUAAAUUUGAAAUGGCAUUGAAAAUUAGUGUUUUCAGUCUCUUUUUUAUUUUAUGUGUCUUGGCAGUAACAAUCAAUGCCGGACCAUAUUUUGAAGAAGAGAUGGAUGGGAUGCCCGUUGAUUCUUCAGAUUACUCAGACAAUACUCUGGAAGAUAUAAUGCGUGUUGCACAGCAAAAACGUUCCCCGUAUAUGUAUGUCUUCAGACGAGGCUGUAUCCGACGUGAUGGAAACUGCGACCACAGACCAAACGACUGCUGCUUCAGCUCAUCAUGUCGAUGCAACUUGUGGGGCUCAAAUUGUCGCUGUCAGCGUGUAGGUCUCUUCCAGAAAUGGGGAUAAAUUUACUAACUACCCUGGGUAUAUAUCUAUAUAUAUAUAUAUAUGAAUAACAAUAACAAUAACAAUAGCAACAACAAUAAUAAUAAUAAUUGAUGCAUUUCGAGGUCUUCAGGCUCAUCUCGCUUAACUAUAAAAAUGAUGCCGCUUUUCACUCUUACCAAUAAAUUUUAAUCGUCUAGUCAAAUAAAAUUUUAUCUACGGCUCUUGCAAUACAGCUCAAUCCCACAAGACUUGUUUCAGCUUCGAGUUUCUCAUUCACUACGAUAAAUAUUUUUAAAACCUAAAGAUUCUCUUUAAAUAUAUCACGAGCUCUCAUUACGAUAAAUAUUUUUUUAUUCUAAAUUUAUUUCUCAAAAGGCUCUAUUUUAUUUAUGGACACGUGUAUUGUUUA